This is a messenger RNA of Morus notabilis, 1753 nucleotides long. RefSeq names its product BRISC and BRCA1-A complex member 2. Bases 171 to 1355 code for a protein of 394 amino acids. The record is from RefSeq and is a predicted model, not a curated record. The transcript is spliced from 13 exons. Gene Ontology annotation, biological process: double-strand break repair. Gene Ontology annotation, cellular component: BRISC complex; BRCA1-A complex. NCBI's taxonomy places the organism in Eukaryota, Viridiplantae, Streptophyta, Magnoliopsida, Rosales, Moraceae.
UUCUCGGCAACCAAACAAGGGGGCAAAAUCGAGAAUCACUCCGAUCAAACUCCACGCUGAGUUCUCCUUCGGAACUUGGGAAUCGUCUUUGUACAUGCGUUCUGCUAGUUUCAGUUUCAAGUAGAACGGAGAAGGACAACUAAUCGCCGGCUGUCAGUCUCCGAACAAAAAUGUCCGGCGAGAAUGUUCCUCCUCUCAUCGCCGCUCAGCUCAAUUACCUCCUCACCCAUUUCCCAAGCACCGUCAAGAUUGAGCAGAUGUGGUCUGGUAGCAAACACUACCCCGGAAUUCUUGAUCGGUUCACUUUAGCCAUUCCCUAUUGCCUAGACUUUCUGAAAUUUCGAUAUCUAUUAGGGGAUGUUAUAUACGAUUCCGAGUCUCCGUUUUCUGCUCCGGAUGUUAUUUUCGGAGCCGAAGAUGAAACCUUCGAUUCAUUUCUUCUUACCGGCGGUGAAGGAGGGUACCUGAAGUCUCCAAAGAACUGUUUGAGCGAUUGGAAUAGCAAAGACCCUACGCGGUUAAUGCUUCUCGUUCAACAACUCAGGGAUCAAUACAUGUCCUACCAGAGGAGGCGUGUUGGGGAAGUCGACGACGAUCGAUUGAUAUUCGAAAUUAGCACAAUUUUAUCUAGAGAGGGAAUUGAAAUGCAUUUGAUUUCUGGUAAUGAAAAGCCGGAGGAGGUCAAAUUUGCAGUACCUCUAAUGGACAUGGACAUAAAUAAGAAGAUUCCUGUGUGCCCAUGGAGACAUCCGCAGAAGAUUUUCUUGCAGGUUAUAUAUCCUGUUGGAAAAAAAUAUGCUUCUACUCUUUCAGCUCCUCGGCUGAAAUUAAUUUCCUCUUCAGAGUUGAAGGCACUUUUUUCCAUAGAAGAUGUCAAGCUUCCUUCAUGGGUUGAUGGAAUGUGCAUGGCAGAAUAUCUUCCCCAUCUGGAAGAAUCUCUCGAGAAACAGGUAUUGGAAGCAAUUAGCUUAGUCGAUGUUAGAAGGCGCUUUAUUGAGGCAUUGGCCCCUUUGUUUGGAAGACCAUUAGAAGCUGAUCCAGUCUUCUGCAGAAGGGCAACGGUUCUUGCUGCCACUGGAGUAUUCACAUUCAUGGUUCACUUCUUUAUUCCAAUUCAGUUUCCUAGGCAGCAGCCGGCUCUGAUGCUUCAAAGUUCCCAGCAUUUCAACUCCCAAGGGGCACUGAUUAAGUCCAAUCAUCUGACCGAAUAUCCUUGGAGUCCCAGAUGGGAACUGUCACAAAUGGCCGAGCGGAUUUUUGAAUUUUUGGCGGAUGAGGCUCUGAACUUCAAGAGAUACUGCAAUGAGGCCCAACUCCAACACAAAUGUUGUGUCCUUCGCGCCCCAGCUGUGUAAAGAUCUGCACCAUGGAAACUCUUCCGUUUGGUUCUUGGAUAGAAUCAUGGAUCAAAAUGGUCGUCUUUUUGCAUUGGUUCUGGUUCUUUGAUAUGCUAGUUUUAGAUUCUGGAUUGCCUGGUCAGUCCCCGUAGUUAAAGAAAUUAGAUGAAAGCGCAGCAAUAGAGUCCAGAGCAGCAUAUAUACUGUUCAGAUGAACAAUUUGUUUUCAAGAAUUCUUUCAUUGUCUCCGGUAGUGGCAAGAAAAGGAAAAGUGGUUGUUAAUAUUUAUGCAAACAAAGUAACAAGCUACUGUUAUUUAAGACCCAAGUUCAAAAUGGGUUUAUUUCCCCCGUCUCUAUUUCUAGACCAUGAUAAGGUCCAAGGGACUGUUUGCAUUUGACAACAAAGUAGAUAAA